Molecule: messenger RNA, 11620 nt
Organism: Gallus gallus (chicken)
Lineage: Eukaryota; Metazoa; Chordata; Aves; Galliformes; Phasianidae
Gene: NTN3
Product: netrin 1
Exons: 6
Coding region: 7254-9059 (601 amino acids)
Molecular function (GO): protein binding
Source: RefSeq, a predicted model, not a curated record
AGCCAAGGGAAGGGGAGCGGCCCCGCGCUGCCGCCCGCGCUGCUGUGGCGGCCCCGGCUCCUCUCGCCGCCGCGGCCCCGGACCUUCCGGCGGACCGAGCCCGCUACCUGCCCGGCCGCGGUAAGCUGCUCCUCCAACUUCCCGGCGCGGGAAGCAGCUCCCCGCGUCCCUUCCCACCGCUCCCUCCCUCGCUGCCUUUUAUUCCUCCCCUUUCUCCCCCACCCGCCCUUUUUUUCUCCCCCCCGUUUCAUCCUUUCUAUCCGGGCUCGCCGAAAAACGGGACUUUCGCCGCGGUGCCCACACCGGGCACGGCCGAACCCCCGGCACGGAGCUCCGCCGCUCCGCGCUUUGUCCCGGUCCGGCCCGGCCCCGCGGAGGGGGGGGAAGGGAGUGCCCGGCGCUGCGCGAAGCUCCGCGGCCUCGCUGCCCCCGCGCUGCUGGGGAGGGACCGCAGCCCCGACCUCCCGUGCGGGAGCAAUGCCCGGCUGCUGCGGGCACCCGGCGCUGGCACCUCGGCGGUGCGGCUCUGCCCGGGUCGGGGACCAUCAUCCCGCACGGUGGAGGGGGGGUUCCCCUCGGGAAAGGCUCCCGCGGGCUGCUCUCAGCUGCGGCGCGUUAGGGCUGGAGAACCCCCGGAUCCCCUCCCCCCUCGCCCCCGCCGUGCCUUGGCCCCACACUGCAGUUGGGGGAAGAGCUGCCCCUGCACAGCGCGGUGUGUGAGCAGGGGGUGAGGCGGGGAGAAGGGAAGCCCGGCUGCGUUCGGUGGUUUUCCUUUCGCCUUUCUGUCCCAGAGCUGCUGCUGAACCCUCAUUUUUUCAAAACGCCGUCCCUCCCACAGCUUCCCCGUGCCGCUGGAGAGUGGGCGGGUGGAUGGAAAUACCUUUGCUGGGAUAAGGACUGGCUGCUGCACUGGGGAUGUGGUGCUCGGCAGCCCCUCGCACGGCCCGGCUUUCACCGCGCUGUGAGCAGGGAGGUGAGGGAGGCCGAGGAUGGAGCAGUGCGGGUCCUGCUGGGCAGCACUCGUGUGUGUGUUCAGCUCUGGUGAGUGCCCAGAUGCAUACGGGCAGGAGGUGAGGUGUGAGCUGGGCUGAGCAUCCCCACCUCUGGCCAUGCUGUCUGUGAGGGACCCACGGUGGUGCUGAGGGUACUCUGGGGGUGUGCAGCCUCUGGAUAGCCAGGAGUGACACAGGUCCUUCUUCCCACACUGAAUUCACUGCUCCCCACUCCCAAGGCGAGGAGGGACCGCAGCUCCCUGUCACCGGUGUAGCAGAGACGGGGCCUGAGCCACGCUGCAGGCACCCGCUUCGAGGUGUUGUGAUGGAUGGUGGCACCUUUCCUUUCUGCAGUAUUCCCGUUAUAAAACAGAGGGAGCUGCUGUGCUUUUCUGACCACCCGGUGGAGGUCCUGCUGUUCGAGCACUGGGUGUGCAGAGCUGUGGGAUCCUCACCGCUCAGUGAGGUGCGAUGUGCAGCCAGGAAGGCAUCAGGGCUGUGGAUGGCAGGUGCCAUGCUGGCUUUGGCAGGAAGCAGAGUGAGCCCGGAGAGAAGGGUCUGUGUGUGGGGAUUCAGCUUCCGUCGAGGAGCCUUGCAGAUUGCAAGCUGCCAAGGAGCCCAGGUGGAGGGGUGCUGGCAGCCAAGGGCUUUGGGCAUGGUGUGCUGAGGGGCUCCCUUGGGUAGCAGCUGGGAGAGGUGCAGGACUGGGCAAGGGCCCUGGGAGGAGGCGAGUGGUGCUGCAGGCCCUGGACGUGUGUUCCCAAUGGGGCUGCCUCCCUCUGCCCUCUCCAGGGAAGCAGCACCUCUGCCUCCUGUUCCCCCACCUCCCACCCAGGCCCUGCUCCAUAAGGAAGCAAUUAUUCUGUGCCCCCACGAGUCCCUCCCUGAGCCUGCGCAGGACAUUUAGGCUCAGUAUGGAAAUGCGACAGAUUUUCCAUAUUCCACUUUGCCCCGUGAUGUUAAAAACGUACGUGACAGCCUCUUCCAAAUGCUGCAGACUUGGCUGGCACUCAGUAACAGGCAGUGUGACACCAGGGGCAUGAAACGUGGUACCCAUAGCCAGACAGAGGGAGAACGAGAUGUCAGAGUGCAGCGCGCUUCCGGCCCCGUUGUCGUGAGCCAUCCCGUACCCGAUGUGAGAGAUCUUUCAAAGCUGGCCAAAUGUUCUCAUCUCUGAAUACCAUUUUAAAUAUUCAUCCAGACUAUUUUCAACAUCUGUGCCCGGCAUGUUGUGAAAAGGCAACAAGGGCCGUUAUGGAAACCAGAUCGCUUUAUUCCCAGAUGGAGUGGAAAGGGCAGGAGCCGUGAGGGCUCUGCGAUGGGGCCGAGCGCCCGUGGGGAGUGAUGGGAGGGUCCCCUCUGCCCACAGUGUGUGACAGAGAGGGUCGAGUGGGAGCAGCGAUGAACCAACAGGGCAGCAUGGAGGCAGCUGUGCUCUCUGCUCCCACAAGGCUGGGGCUCCGUGGGCUGCUGUUGCGUUGCGUGAGGAGGAGAUCUGCAGCUGGUGCUGGUGGGAAGCGCUAACCCCAGCUUAUGGUGAAUUUAGUGUCACAGUGAAGUGGGCUCAGCCUCACCCCAGCGAUGGGACCGGCUCUGCCCAGGGCUGCGUGGGGCACCGCAUGGCCCCAGCAGGUCCUCCCUGGGGGCAGCUCACCGAAAGCUCCCAAAGUGGGUGAUGCAUCCGAGAGUCUUUGACACCUCCGUGCACGUGUCUGAGCGGCCCUGGGGUGGUUUGGGUGGACUCCUCUUUUUUUUUGUUUUCGAUAACCUAGGAAAUCUGGGCUCCGUUCCUCCCUUUUGUAACGUCAGACUGAAGCUAAUUCAAGCCAGGCCAGAUGCUGACCACAGGUAUGCCAGUGUAAAUUUGAAUGGAGUCGCUUACGUCUUGCUUGGCCUGGUCUGAAUGGAGCUGCUUCUGUCUGAUGCCAGAGGGGCUGAGGUCAGAAUCUGGACCAUCCUUUCCUGUGUGCGGGGUAAUAUGUAUGCGUCUCUUGGCACUGCUGGGGUACCGUAUGGCUUGUGUAAUGCUGCCUCCGGCCUGCCAGAGAGCAUUGCAACAGCUAUCGCCGAGCGCCUGCUGCGGGAGCGCGCUGCCUCGCGUCGCCCACAUGAGCCAUGUGCACAGUGUGGGGCACGGGCUGGAAGCCUGAGGGGCUGCAAGGAGUGAGCAGCUCCACAGUAGGGAAGUGGCUGUGGGUCUGUGUGCAUUGACAGCCCUCUGAAAUCAUAAAUGAAGGGGGAAAGGGAGCUCGGCCAGGACUGUGCUGUGCGGGAGCCACAGCCUUGUCCUGGUUGGCGGCUGCUCCAGUGCCCACAGCCCCAGCCUUUCCUGAUGCCCACAGCUCCACUGUGGCACGCUCACCUCUGCCUCGUUCUUUCCUACCCAAAAGCCAAGCCUGGUCCCAGUGCAUGGGAUUUUUCAUUUCCUUUUAAAUAUUUCUCCGUUGUGUUUUUGUCCUAAUGACACAUGGAAUGAUUUAUCCGUGUCCAGAGCCCAAUUUGGUCCUGGUGCACGCCUCUUGUUGGGGGCCCAAAGCCCACAGCUGGCACUGGCUCGGUAGGCACAUACAGAGGGGCCCCAUGGUCUCCCAGCUCAUGGAAUUGGACGGAUGCCCUAUGGGUCUCUCCUGCAGCACAUGUGGCCGUGGGGCGGAGACCCUCAUCUGCUCAGCUCCCCUGGAUGCUUCCACCCCUCACUGUGCCGUGCUGCAGGGAGCCUUGUGGGGCUGGCACCUCACCUCUCUGCCCACACCCAGCAGGGACCGGGCACCCUCUGCCCAAGCACAGGGCUGAGAGGAUAGGGCUGGGUGAGCCCAGUGCACUUUCCCCUGCCCUUUAUGGGCUCAUUACCCGGCUGUGGCAGUUGUCAGCCAUGUGCUAAAUGGCAUUUGCCGGUGCAUGACUUGGGCCUCCAUUGCACCCUGUAGUGCUGCUGCGGUGGCCGGGCUGCGGCGCAUGGUGUGGCCAUUGCUCUGGCUGCUCACAGCUUCCCCGCUGCUUUAAUUGGAGAAGGCUGCUCCAGCGCCGCAAAGGUCCUGGGAUCAAAUCUGGCUAAUAACCGCCUUCCCUCCCCUCCCCAUGUUGUUCCACUUAAUCCUAUAAUUACCUCUGCAAAGCUGCCGCGGCCUCGCUCUGCUCCCCAGUGACCCCAGGCCCGCUGCAGGCACCGGGGUCAGCGCUGGGAAGUGUGUUCUUCCCGUGCCGCUCACCUGCUGCACCUGCCUUCGUGCAUCCGGGCUUUGCACUGAGGCAGAUGAGCACCCAGCCAGCACUCGGAGCUGUGUUCAGCAUCCAAACCCAGCACACCUGCAGCACGGUGCCUACAGGGAGAGGAUGGGGUGUGUGCGUCGUCCCAGUGAGCCCCUGGCAUGGCUGCAGGCGGUGCAGAACCGCGGGUGCCCCUGGCAGUGCUGCUCUGGGGCUCAGGGGUGUGGAGAUGCCGUGCAUAGCAGCUAAUUUUUAAAGUGCAAAGCACUUCCGAGUGUGAAGGCAUGGGGACUUCCUUCCAAACCGCAUGGCUGUUAGCAUUCCCCAACCAGAGGAGUGAGGAAAUCACCCACCUCAAAAAUGUAAGCGCCACUGGGGAGGAACAUGGCUGCAGCAGCAGCUGGGACAGAGGCUGCGGCCUCAGGGAGGGCAAAGCGUGUGCCACGCUCCUGCUGGAGCUGGCAUCGUGUCCUCAUCCAGCUGGAAGGCAUGAGGGAACCUCAGCCUCGCCCUGGGGCCACGGAGGGCCAAAUCCAUCCUGAUGCAGGGUCAGCAUUGCUGCUUGCAUGCCUUCCCCGGCGCUCAGCCGGCAGUGUCUCCAUUAGGUUUGAAGCGAGGGCACCAAAGAUGGGAAGUGGAAGGGGGGCAGGUGGAGCUAGGAGAGAAAUACCCGCUGCUGGGCCUCCCUGGCAGCUUGCCGGCAGCCCAGGGGUCACGCUGAAUAUGCAUAAAAGGGAGCAGAUUGCAGCUGCCCUCCUCUCCGAUGCAGAGGUGAGACCCGUGGAGACCACCGGCCCCGGCUCCCUUUCAGUGGGAUAAUGGGGUGAGCUGCGCACGGGGCGUGUGUGCAUGUGUGUGGUCUGGCGGAUGAUAAUGAUUUCCAUUCACACGGUGCCUCUGCAGCGCCGACACGCCGCUCGGCAAGCGCCGGGGCCCAGAUCCCCCACGGCUGCUACCCAGCAUAGCCCCAAAAGUUUUGGCACCAGAGCACAGCGUAGGGCAGGAAGGCCUCUGCCGUGGGUGUCAUCCCACAGGAUAUCCAUCCCUUCAGAGCUGUCCCCGUGUGCCACAUCAGCGUGGUGGCUGCGCCCCAUCCGUUCCCACCCCGGGGCAGGAGGGGGAGUUCCCUGCUCACGUGGGAUGUGAGCAAUGGGAGAGCUGGAAGCUCGUGGGAAGGAUGGGGCUGUUCUGUGCUCUGCAGGUGUGCGUGUGGUUGGGGUCUGGGGGGGCACCUCACCAGCGUGCACUGGGCAGACGUGGGCAGCAGAGCCCAGCAUGUGGGGCAGGUGAUGGCCAGAGCAACCUGUGCAGCUCCCCCUGUGCACAGCAUGAGCCUUGUCCCCUCAGCAGGGCAUGGGGUGGACGUGCAGGGAGCAAGCAAACAGACUGAACUGCACUGGGGAGCUUGGAACGUGGCUUAGCUGCAGUGCAGCUCUCAGGGAGCGCCCAGCAGCUUGCUGCCAGCACAGAGCUGCUAAAUUUGCAGGGGAAGACCAGGAAAAAUAUGAUUUGGAAAGAUCAGAAAAGAUCCUGAUGGGGAAGGUUUUGUUGGAACCCAGGAACACAUGGGUGUUGUCCUACUAUGUGUGGUGCAGCACAUGGUGCAGACCUGGCUGGAGGUGGUGGGGCAUGGGCAGGGCUCCACUGUGUGCAAGUCCUCGUGCUCCUGCAUCGCCGCGCCACGGAUGCUGUUCCCCUGCUCACUGUGGGUGUCCUGCAAGCAGCAGUGAUGCCAUGUGCACAGAAGCAGGUGGAUGGCUUAGGGUCAGUACAUUUCCAUCACAGUCUGCCCAGGAACAAUAGUGUUUGGGGUGAGGCACAUCUCCUGUAGCUCCAGCCUCUGCCAGCUUCAGUGCAGCAGUGCUUGCAGAGUGGCACAGCGUUUCCUGCUCUGUGGUGACGGCUCUGUGCCUGUUGCCCACAGGUCCUGCUGCUGGGCAUGGCCUUGGGCAGCGCUCUCCUCUCUAGGGUUGUCCCCAGGCCCACCUCUGCUCUAGCAGUGCCACCCACUGUCUGUGCUCGUGGCACAAGGGAUUCUUGGUGCUGCUUGCUGAGCGCCCGGCCACUGAGCCACACACAGGGCUAUACCCGAGAGGCUGUGCAGGUAGCAGAGGAUGUGCUGCUGGGUGAUGCAGGCCACCGAGUUGGCUGCAGACACCCCUCUCCCAUCUGUGGUGGUGGAGCAGAGGGAAGGGCCCAUCCGCAGUGGGGAACUCCCUGGGCAUCAGCUGCUGUUGCCCUCCCCGCUGCCUGCUGCUGGCUCAGGGGCUGCAGAGCUGGGCCUGGCCGGGCAGGGAGGAGCUUCCCCCAUUAGUGGUUUGGCAGCUUGGCUAGGGUGAGCUCCCUUCCACAGAAAAAGGAGAAUAAAAUAACGCAGAGCAAUAGAAACAGGGCUGUCCCCAGCAGCAGGAGCAUGCUGCCAGGAGCAGCACAGGGGCUGAGGACCAACACUUCGUUCCUGGGAGUGCAGCACAGAGCCCCAGCCAUCCUGCAGUGCUGUGCUGGGGGCACAGGGGUAGGGCUGGUGGGGGCUCCUGCCCCACUGGGUAGAGGCAGCAAGGCCAGAAGGAGCUUCUGGCAGUGGAAACACUGUGGCUGUGUGGCAGUGGGGUUUGCAGGGAGGUUGGCCACUGGCUUGCAGCCACCUCAGGGUCAGCAACAAGGGAGAUGUGUGAUGGUCCACCUCGCAGAGAGGCAGAGGGGAAUGGGGUGCUGACCCCAGCAAGCUGUGACAGCAGUGUGGGGCUAAUUCCCAUCCUCAUGCUCUUGCUGUGGGGAGCUUCAGCUCAUGGGCAUCACCUCAUGCAUGCAGGGCUGUGCAUGAAAGCCCAGUUUAUAUCCAUGGGUGUGAAUGUCCCCAUCUCGCCUGAAACCUGCAGGGUGUUUGUGUGGGAAGGGGAUGGUUUUGACCUCCUCCUUCCGAUGCUGUCGGUAGGGCAUCCUGAGAUGGUGUUGUGGCAGGGCACAGUGUGGGAGAACAUUUGCAGCUCAAUGCCCAGGUGCUGAGCUCACCCUGUGCCCCCUGCAGGGGCUGUGCCACGCUACGGGUGCUCCAUGCCGUGCCACCCCUCACUCUGUGCUCUUAUCCCAGGGAGGAUGGAGGCCCCUCAGCUCCUGCGCCUGCUGCUCACCACCAGCGUGCUCCGCCUGGCACAGACUGCAAACCCCUUCGUGGCUCAGCAGACACCCCCAGACCCCUGCUACGAUGAGAGCGGGGCUCCCCGCCGCUGCAUCCCCGAGUUCGUCAACGCCGCCUUUGGGAAGGAGGUGCAGGCUUCCAGCACCUGUGGGAAGCCCCCAACACGGCACUGCGAUGCCUCGGACCCCCGCCGAGCCCACCCACCCGCCUACCUGACCGACCUCAACACCGCCGCCAACAUGACGUGCUGGCGCUCCGAGACCCUGCACCACCUGCCCCACAACGUCACCCUCACCCUUUCCCUCGGCAAGAAGUUUGAGGUGGUCUACGUCAGCCUCCAGUUCUGCUCGCCCCGGCCGGAGUCCACCGCCAUCUUCAAGUCCAUGGACUACGGCAAGACGUGGGUGCCCUACCAGUACUACUCCUCGCAGUGCCGCAAGAUCUACGGCAAGCCCAGCAAGGCCACCGUCACCAAGCAGAACGAGCAGGAGGCGCUGUGCACCGAUGGCCUCACCGACCUCUACCCGCUCACUGGCGGCCUCAUCGCCUUCAGCACGCUCGACGGGCGGCCCUCGGCCCAGGACUUCGACAGCAGCCCUGUGCUGCAGGACUGGGUGACGGCCACCGACAUCCGGGUGGUGUUCAGCCGUCCCCACCUCUUCCGCGAGCUGGGGGGCCGCGAGGCUGGCGAGGAGGACGGGGGGGCCGGGGCCACCCCCUACUACUACUCGGUGGGCGAGCUGCAGGUCGGCGGGCGCUGCAAGUGCAACGGGCACGCCUCGCGCUGCGUCAAGGACAAGGAGCAGAAGCUGGUGUGUGACUGCAAGCACAACACCGAGGGGCCCGAGUGCGACCGCUGCAAGCCCUUCCACUACGACCGGCCGUGGCAGCGGGCCAGCGCCCGCGAGGCCAACGAGUGCCUGGCCUGCAACUGCAACCUGCACGCUCGGCGCUGCCGCUUCAACAUGGAGCUGUAUAAGCUGUCCGGCAGGAAGAGCGGCGGCGUUUGCCUCAACUGCCGACACAACACGGCUGGGAGGCACUGCCACUACUGCAAGGAGGGCUUCUACCGGGACCUCAGCAAGUCCAUCACGGACCGCAAGGCCUGCAAAGCCUGUGACUGCCACCCAGUUGGUGCUGCUGGCAAGACCUGCAACCAAACAACAGGGCAGUGCCCGUGCAAGGACGGCGUGACCGGCCUCACCUGCAACCGCUGCGCCAAGGGCUUCCAGCAGAGCCGCUCGCCUGUGGCCCCCUGCAUCAAGAUCCCUGCCAUCAACCCGACCUCUCUUGUCACCAGCACGGAGGCACCUGCAGACUGUGACUCCUACUGCAAGCCAGCCAAAGGCAACUACAAGAUUAACAUGAAGAAGUACUGCAAGAAGGAUUACGUGGUCCAAGUGAACAUUUUGGAAAUGGAGACGGUGGCCAACUGGGCCAAGUUCACCAUCAACAUCCUCUCUGUCUACAAGUGCCGCGACGAGCGGGUCAAGCGCGGAGACAACUUCUUGUGGAUCCACCUCAAGGACCUGUCCUGCAAGUGCCCCAAAAUCCAGAUCAGCAAGAAGUACCUGGUGAUGGGCAUCAGCGAGAACUCCACCGACCGGCCGGGACUGAUGGCCGACAAGAACAGCCUGGUCAUCCAGUGGAGGGACGCCUGGACUCGCCGCCUUCGGAAACUGCAGCGGAGGGAGAAGAAAGGGAAGUGUGUGAAGCCCUGAGGGCCUCGUGCCCCACGCGGGUCCCGGCCCCACUGCACACGCAGACCAUGCCCAGAGACUCUGUACAUACAUAUCGUGUGAACGGACUCUUCUGUCUAUAGUGUAUAUUUUGGCAACGGUUCCCCUUUUUGUGUGCGUGUGCACGCGUGGGUGUGUGCACGUGUGUGUGCGUGUGUGUGUGUGUGUGUGUGUGUCUCCUCUCAGUGUGUAUUAAAAAUAAGGCGGUAAUGACAAACCUUUAAUGAGGAGCAAAGCAGAGGGGGUCCUGUGGGUGCCUGCUGCCUGAAGGAGCUUGAGGGGCUGGUUUCUUGCUCCGGGCGUGCUGUUCCUCACCCUUCUGUCCUACUCUCUCUUUCCCCUUGAGCAAAACCUUCUGCCCAGUGCUGCUGUCUGAGCUCGCGGCUCUCCCUGCUGCAGAGCCCGGUCCCUCUCACGUGCUGCACAUGUGCUGCUCUCAGCUCUCUGUGCCCCUUUUCUUGUGCAGCAGAGACGGGAGGUCGGUUUCCUCCAUCCCGCUGCACACACGGACCGGCUGGGUGGAGACCAUCCAGCGCUGCAGGACCGGCCCCAGGAGCUCCGCUGGGAGAACCAAGUGACCUUUCUCCAGGCCUGAUCCUGCAGGACCUCAGCUUUACAUGGACUGGUGCUGCCGCCCAGGGGCAGGGCCCAUGGAAGUCUUGGGGACAGCCAGGGCUGUUGGCCACCACCCCACAGAGCUGUUCUGAGCAGGGCGCAGGGGUCUGCCUGUCCUGGUGCGUGGUCCAGGUGACCCAUCAGGAAAGACCUGCAGAUACCCAUAUUCUCCUCUCGUGCCAGCUCUGCAUGCUGCUGUGACCUUGGCCGUGCCAGAGGUGCAGAGGCAGAGGUGGCAGGAAGAGAGGAGAGCUUUCGCUGACCAACCUCCAGUCUUUCAUUUCUUCUGCAUACUGUAUUAGUCUCCAGUUCAAACAGACAUCAGUUUCUUUCCACGUUGAGGUUAUAGUGGUCUCGAUGUAAUAAACAUGAAUGGAAAUAAUAGUUGAUCUGACAAUAGAUAUUCCUUUCCAUACAAACCUUGCCUGUUUAGGAAGGCUGUGAGGCUCAGCAAGGUGUUGCAGCCUGUGCUGCAGUCCCCUCGUGUGUUAGGAGGAUGCUUUGGCCUUCCGAGCCCAUCACAUUGCGAGCGGCCACCCCAUCCCAGGGGUGUCUGCAGCAGAGGCACAGCCCUGGGGGAUCAGAUCAGGGGAGUUUGGGGAGCGAGGAUCUACGCACUUGGAGAAGCUGCUGAAGAUACCAAUGAUUGCUUUUCAGAGACACAUGGGGCCAGCAGUGCUGUCCCUCUGGCUCUGCGGAUGCUACAGUCCUCUUGCAGGGCAUGGGUAGAACUGGAGUAGCAGAGGGGCAAAGCACGAGUUGGGACCGUGUGGUUUUGGAUGAGUUGCUCCUGUGCUAUACUUCCAGCUCAGAGCUUCCUUCCCUGCUCUGGACGAGUCGAAGGGACUCUCCCAUUCCUAGUGCUGCUUGUUCUGGUUGUCACAGGCCAUCAACCUCUGCCACAAAAUGUCCCUUGAACUACUCAGACCCCCAGCCCUCCUUUUCCUCGCUGCUGCCUGCACCCAGCAACCCCCAGCUGACCACAUAGCUGCAUGUUGGAGCCAGGCAGAGGCACCCUCAGCUGUGCAUGGAGGGACUCCUGUUGGGGUCACUCACCGGUUGGGCUCAGCAUUGCCCCGGGGUGCACUGGGAUCUGCCGGGCCCUCUCCUCCUCAGCCGCAGCUGUUGAAGAGCAGCAGAGCAUGAAUGCUGCCUGGGACAGGACUGCAGAAGGAGCAUGCAACCUCCAAGCACGCACAGCCUCGGGCAGAGGUGUGAAGAUCCCAUGCUCCCCAAAAUCCACUCCACACAUACUGCGGGACAGGAGGCUGCAGGUUUUCCUUUGGCAGCGGGACAAGAGGCUGCAGGUUUUCCUUUGGCACCUGUCUCCUCUUUCUCCUCUUCACCUGAAGUCAGCUCCUAAAGCUCUGGGAGGACUUUGGUGUUGGCAGCUGCUGUGUGGGAUUUACCCUGCCCUCAGUGCAGCCCCCAGGACCAGUGAUCCCAGCAGUGUCUCACAUGCAUCCUGCUGGGGCCCUGCACCGUGCAGCCCAGCAUCACUGCACAGCUGCCAUCACAUUAACCAGAGCUGGGCACCAGCUGCAGGCAGGGACCCACAUCUGGGGGUCCAGCAGUGCUGCUGGGGGUGCUCCGAGAUGUAUGUGUAACUCCCCCGUGUCUGCAUGCCUUUUUGUCACCGCUUCCCAUUUGCUUUAUAACUGUAGCAUAUCACCAGGUGAAGCAGACCCAGGAGGCUGGCAGGAUCAUUUUGGGGAUCCCUAUGUGGGUUGGGGGGCUCUGCUGGGCUUUCUGGUCUGCUGAGAUGUGCAAUAUAUGUACCAACUGGGGCACCCAUGAAAGCCGUGUCAAAUAUGUACAAAGAAAAGCCAGCGGAUGCUAUGGACCACAGUGUAACAUAUAUAUGUACGUUUGUUUUUAUUAUUAUUUUAUUAUUAUUAUUAUUAUUAAUAACAUGAGUCUAAUAAGUA